This is a messenger RNA of Rhodofomes roseus, 975 nucleotides long. RefSeq names its product MEMO1 family. Bases 1 to 975 code for a protein of 324 amino acids. The transcript has 8 exons. The record is from RefSeq and is a predicted model, not a curated record. NCBI's taxonomy places the organism in Eukaryota, Fungi, Basidiomycota, Agaricomycetes, Polyporales, Fomitopsidaceae.
AUGUCCUCCAGGCAAGCGACGCAUGCGAACUCCUGGUAUGUCGGCGAUGGUCGUAAACUCGACUCAGAGUUGAGCAGCAACCUCGCCGCUGUCGAGGCAAAAGAGGAAUUCUCUCCCCCGAUCAAAGGUUGCAAAGCAAUCAUUGCCCCGCAUGCGGGGUAUUCAUACUCUGGACGAGCAGCGGCAUGGGCUUACAAGAGCAUUGAUACUACUGGAAUAAAGCGUGUCUUUGUACUGGGCCCUUCCCACCAUGUCUACUUGGACGGUUGCGCUCUGUCCAUGUGCGAGAAGUAUGAGACGCCAUUGGGCGAACUACCCAUAGAUCUGGAGACCGUCAGGGAGCUUCGCGCAACUGGAGAGUUCCAAGAUAUGGACAUUCAAACCGACGAAGAUGAACACAGUAUCGAGAUGCACUUGCCCUAUGUCAGAAAGGUCUUCGAGGGCUUGGACAUCACAAUCGUCCCCAUACUUAUCGGUGCGAUCAACUACACCAAAGAGGUCAAGUUCGGCACUCUUCUUUCAUCCUAUCUCGCGAGAGAAGACACGUUCUUCGUUAUUUCCAGCGAUUUCUGCCACUGGGGCACGCGCUUUCAGUACACAUUCUACUAUCCCAAGCCCCCUCCAACCUCAGCGCCUGCCGUCCGACUAUCCAAAGCCGAUCCAUCGCCACCAGCGCUCGCCACACACCCCAUCCACGCAUCGAUAUCCGCAUUAGACCACGAAGCCAUGGAGCUCAUGACCAUGCCACCGCAGACAGCGCAUCAGGCGCACCUCGACUUCGCUGACUACCUGAAGAGGACCAAGAACACUAUCUGCGGCAGACAUCCGAUCGGGGUGCUCCUAGGUGCACUUGGGGCCCUGCAGAGCCAAGGCCGGGUGCCCCAUCUGGAGUGGGUGCGGUACGAGCAGAGUAGCCAGUGUAAGUCUCUGCGAGAUUCCAGUGUGAGCUAUGCGAGUGGGUACAUUACGGUCUGA